Molecule: messenger RNA, 1469 nt
Organism: Geodia barretti
Lineage: Eukaryota; Metazoa; Porifera; Demospongiae; Tetractinellida; Geodiidae
Source: the annotation of a GenBank genome assembly
CACACUCGGAUUCUGUGAUGCCCAAAUACCCUGAAAACGAACUGUGUCAACUUCAAUAAUGUCACCAUCUACCACCUGAGUUCCAAUGAAAACGCAGCAAAAUCCAAAGAAAUUUUGGCCUACAUUUGCGCUUUUCUUUUUGAUCAACUCUCCAUUCAACAUCAGUAAAUUGUCGAGGGCAGCCUCCCAAAUCUUUCUGAAAGUCACACUAUAAAAGUCGAACUAGAAAAAUUGAUUGAAUUUCUCACUGUCUGGAGAUGCCCAAGCCGGCCGCGGCGAGGGUAUCGAUGCGGAGUGAGGACACGGCAAGUUUCACUGUUUUCCCCCUUCCUUCGCUCUCCUCCUGCACAGAGACAGUUCCGCUGGCUCUGACGGCGCAUAUGUGUGCUAGAGUGAAACGUAGGAGUUGCAGGUUCCGGAGAGGAGCUGCAAACGGCGACGACCGAACGGCGCGCAUCGUGAAGACGAUAACUGGGGGUCAAAGGUUGAAAUAAGUCGUAACCUUAGUUUCUGCGCGAGUUUCUGGCCGUAGAGCGAGACAUGGAGAGAAGUUCCGAGCCUUCGAAGGACAGGAGAGUCUUGUCCAUUCAGAGUCACGUGGUGCACGGUCACGUGGGCAACAGCGCGGCCGUUUUCCCGCUACAGGUACUAGGAUGCGAUGUAGAUGCAAUAAACUCGGUUCAGUUCUCCAAUCAUACUGGAUAUAAGGAAUAUAGAGGUCAGGUGUUGGACUCUGACAAUCUCGAUGCACUUAUCACCGGUCUGCGCAGUAACAGUCUCCUCAAAUACACUCACAUCCUGACUGGCUACUGUGGGGAGAAGUCUUUCCUCGAGAAAAUUCUCGAUGUCGUGACGGAGUUGAAGAGAGCCUCACCCAACUGCCUAUUCCUGUGCGAUCCUGUACUAGGAGAUGAUGGAAAGAUGUAUGUGCCGAGUGAGCUGAUAGACGUGUACAGAGAGAGGAUCGUUCCGUCUGCUGAUAUUCUCACUCCUAACCAGUUUGAACUGGAGUUACUCAGUGGAGCCAAGGUUACCAGCGAAGAGGAAGCCUUAAAGGCAAUAGAUUGUCUACUCUCAAGAGGAUCUAAGUGUGUGAUAGUCACAAGUAUUGAGCUACCCUCUUCCACAGACACUCUGGUAUUGUUGGGGAAAUCCGAGAAAGGUGAAGUGGCAAGAAUCGAGAUUCCGAAACUUGAAGGGCCAUUUCGUGGGAACUGGGGACCUCUUCUCUGCCCUCCUGUUGGCAUGGAGCCACCUCGACCUACAGUUAUCGUGUGAAAAGGCAGUUGGGACAAUGCAAGCUGUGCUUCAGAGGACACUGCAGUACUCCAAAGCCUCAGGCCGAGUGCAUGAUCCUGAUUCAAUGGAACUGAGAUUAGUUCAGAGCAAACAGGACAUCGAGACUCCGCCCACAUUACAAGUCGCCACGGAGACAAUGAAAUCAUGCAUGCAAAACUCCUGAAUCUCAA